AUGACAAAUUUUCAUGCAUCGUUAAUGGAUGAGGAUGAGGAUACAUUGGUCAUGGGAGGAAAAAAUUUAUCUAGUUAUUCUAAACAAAAUCAAGUGAAAAAGUUAUCAAGUGAUAAACUGUGCCAUGACGGAAGUUCACCUUUACGAGGAUUUGUCUUGGCAUCACGUCCUGUUCCACUUGAUAAAUGGUUUGCUCCGCCAAUUCUACCACAAGGGUUUGUACCUAUACAUGAACUCAAUUCCGAAGCAAUAGAAAAGAAAGAUACACCAGUCUCAUUUCAAAAUAGCAAACAUCAGAAACAGACAACGUUAGCUAUUUUGGCUGAACAGCGUGGUGAAUUAUUAGGAGAAACUCCUCUGAACGCCCCAGCUAGAUCAGUUUUUGAUUAUGUUUCCCGGAAAGAUAAAGAUAGAUUGGAUAAUCUAAUUGGGUAUAUGAUUGAUACUACAGGCGAUGUUCAGAAAAAGUCUAGUGAAUUAGAAAUCCCGAAAGUGGAUAAAGACGUUGCUUUAGCAGCUUUGCAAGGGUUUAUUCCAUUUGAAAAUGAUAAGAAGAAACAGGCAAGGUACAAACAAUUUUUAGAGGUACAGGCCGAAUUGAGUGCUGUUCCUUUGAAACAACCUGAGGAUUUUACCUUUGAACAAUUUAUCAAAGAACUUGAUGAAUUCGCGCAAUCUGCGAGAAUAUUUCGUCCGAUGUCAAAAAUGAUGGCUUCCCGUUUUACCAAUGCAAAAUCCGUAGAUGAUUUUAAACACCCAGAAGAAGAUACUCGAUUUGCUUCAGAGUCUUCUAAUAAAUUACAUCAGGAUGAUGCUAGUAUUCAAGUUUCUUUAGAAUCAGCCGGAUCAUCAGCCGAAGCUGCAGCUAGGAUGAAUAUGUUUGGGCCUCUUACAAGAGUCAGGACAAAUUUUUAUCCUGCUCGUCUUUUAUGUAAGCGGUUUAAUGUUGCAAACCCACAUCCCGAUUAUCAAUAUGAUAAUCAAUCUGGAAAAACUCAAAAAGGACAGAAAGAUGUACUCAGCAAAGAAACCAUGAAUGACAUUAUUGGGAAACAAGAUUCGCAAAAUUUUAUGGAAUUUACAAGUUCUAAUUAUAAAAGUCAAGUAAAUAUUGAUGAUGAUAAAGCCGAUACGUUGAGAUCAACCGAUGAUGUCAAGGAAGAAGUCCAGAAAACUAGACCUGCUAUGGAGCUUUUUAUAUCUAUAUUUGGCGAAUCAGAUUCUGGAGAUGAAGAUGAAGCUCCGAAACAUAAGGAACCGCCAAAUAUGAUUAUUGGAACUAUGGAUGAUACAAACUUGAUUGAGGAUGAAAAAUUAUCUCCUGCACCGUCAGAAAAUGUAGAAGCAGCAGCUACCAUACCAUUUCGACCAAUGUUCAAAAAGAAAACGGAUCGAUCAGAAAAAGUAUUAUCCAACGAAUCAACAGAAGUAUCUCAAUCACAGUCGAUACCUCCUAAAGGAAGGAAAAAAGGACCCGUAACUCGAGUAUCGUUAUCAUUCGAUGAUGAUACAAAGAUUGGUCCAUCCGUAAAACGAAAACAAACUGAAACUAAGUCUAGCGAUAAUGAUAGUUCUUCGUCGGUAGAGUCUGGCGAAAAAAAUGAUUCCUUAUCACGUCGUGAACAUAAGCAUUCUCAUAGCCGUCAUAAACAUUCAUCAUCUAAGAAACGUAAAAAGAAAAAGAAGCAUUCAAAAGGUUACGACAAUUCAAAGAAAAAAGAUAAAAAAAGAUCAUGCGAAGGUAGUGAAGACGAAAGAUUUAAAAGCAGUAAAAAGAAGAAACGUUAUGGAGAGGAAGGUAGUGGCCAUGAUAGAAGUGGAAAAUACCAUCGCAAUAAAAAUUAUCGUCAUCAAGAAGUAACAAAACCAGUGGAUAAAGCGAAAGAAGACGCGAACGACAAAAGAAUUGAAACGCAUUCAGAAAGACUUGAAGAAAGUAUAAUAGAUAAACGUGAAGAACAAACAACCUAUUUAACAGAAUCGAAAGAAAAGCAAAUUACUUCGCCGCAAUCAAAAAAUGAUAAUAAAAUGUCAAAUACUAGUAGUAGUCGGCCAAGAGCAAUGGAUUUAUGGUGA
Funneliformis geosporum is the source of this 2076-nucleotide messenger RNA. NCBI's taxonomy places the organism in Eukaryota, Fungi, Glomeromycota, Glomeromycetes, Glomerales, Glomeraceae. The record is from the annotation of a GenBank genome assembly.